CGGCAAAUGGUUUUUAUAAAAGCUUGGCUUCGGUGCGGAGACUAUGCAGUAGACUUUAGCAAUGAAGUGUUCUCCCAAAUCCUGUUGAGAGGUUGCAGACAACAUGGAAGAAGAGAAAUCAUGCCAUCCUAUUCCUCCUCUUCACAAUGCCAACUCUGAUGUAGCAAGAUCGUUGAGAGAUAUACCACCAGCUCACUACACUCUUAAGAUUGAGUCAUUCUCAGAACUCGCACAGUUAUUGUUGGAUGCUGAAGUGCAGAAUUAUGAAUCAGAUAUUUUUGAAGCCGGUGGCUACAAAUGGAAAUUGUGUCUCCACCCAAAUGGUGAUAAAGAAAGAAAUGGGGAAGGACACAUCUCUCUGUACUUGGUAAUCGCUGAGACUAGUGAGUUACCUCUUGGUUGGGAGGUCAAUGUAAACUUUAAAUUGUUUGUGUAUGAUCAGAUUCAAGACAAGUACAUGACCAUCCAAGAUGCCAAUGGGAAGGUUAGACGCUUUCAUAGGAUGAAAACCAAGUGGGGUUUUGCCCAAUUACUCCCACUUGGUACUUUUAAUGAUGCUGCUAAUGGAUACCUCAUCCAUGACACUUGCGUGUUUGGGGCUGAAGUUCUUGUUAUAAAUUAUAAUGGCAGAGGAGAGUGUGUAACUGUAUUGAAGGGACUUGACAAUACUUACACUUGGAAGAUUGAUAACUUCUCAUCUCUAGAUGGCAAAACUCAUUAUUCUAAAGUCUUCACGAUUGGAAAUCGGAAGUGGAAGUUACAGCUCCAUCCCAAAGGAGAUUCAAGGGCAAAGGACAAAUGCUUGUCCGUCUUUUUGUCGUUAGAUGAUUGGGUAACAUUUCCUUUUGAUCGAAAAACAUAUGCAAAAUACAAGCUGCUCAUAAGGAACCAAUAUCACGGCCAACAUGUUGAAAUUACAGGUACAAAAUGCUUCUUUGCUCCAACCUUCGGCUGGGGCCGCAGUUCAGUUUUGUCGUUAACUGACCUCCAUGAUGCUUCUAAGGGAUUCCUUGUGAAGGAUACUUUAAUUGUUGAGGCCGAAGUUAGUGUCUUAUCCACGUUGAAGAAUUUCUCAAGAGUAAAUAUAGCUUAGGCUUUUAUCUUAGUAAUACAAGGAUGUGAGUGAGCUUGUCCUGUUAAUCUGCUUUUAUCAUCUUGUGGACCAACUUAUGAGCUAGAAUCUUGUAUACAAUUUCAGACUUCUUGUUAUGAGUGAAUUUUAUGUCUCUGAUUUUUGCCGUGGAAUAGUACUUCUAGCUUACGAAUCAAAAUUGGUAUUGAAAAAAAGAAAAGAAAAAAAAGAUGGUGAUAUUAUGUAGUUUAUGUAUCAAGUAUCGCAAUAUUAGUGGUUAUUUCUUUUGCAGAAA
Camellia sinensis is the source of this 1367-nucleotide messenger RNA. The record is from RefSeq and is a predicted model, not a curated record. NCBI's taxonomy places the organism in Eukaryota, Viridiplantae, Streptophyta, Magnoliopsida, Ericales, Theaceae.